Penaeus indicus is the source of this 609-nucleotide messenger RNA. RefSeq names its product peroxisomal membrane protein 11C-like. The transcript is spliced from 5 exons. Gene Ontology annotation, cellular component: peroxisomal membrane. The coding region runs from base 145 to 468 and encodes 107 amino acids. Gene Ontology annotation, biological process: peroxisome fission. NCBI's taxonomy places the organism in Eukaryota, Metazoa, Arthropoda, Malacostraca, Decapoda, Penaeidae. The record is from RefSeq and is a predicted model, not a curated record.
UGAAUUCUUUUAGGAAAUAAUCAGCUGAUCGGCGAGAUGGUUCCCCGGGGAGACGCCUUAUCUGCAGCAAGUUGAAUCUGAGACCUUGUGAUAAGCUGUAAUUGUUUAAUAAGAUUUGUGUCAUCCUAAUUGGUUGUAUCAACAAUGCCACUACAAAGCUUUGUGAAGGUGCUGGAAAGUUAUCGGGGCAGAGAGAAGACCAUGCGGACUCUCCAGUAUGGCCUUCUGCUUAUCAGUCCUCUUGCAUCAGAAAGGGUUGGGGAAUCAUUCAAGAUCCUCAGUUCUCAGCUGGGAAUGACAAGAGUAGUGCUAAGACUCUUUGAUGAUCUCCCAAUGCUGCAGUAUAGUUUAUCAACAGGCACUGGUCAUAAGGAUGAAGAUGUAAUAGUAAGGACUUUAAGGGUCUUGAACAAUGUUGUUGACCAAAUUUACUACCCGGUGAGCAUUUUGCCUGGGCGAGAGACAUGAAAAUGGUUAGAGGAAACUCAGCACUCUUUGGAAUGCAUCUUUAGUUUUAUGGGGACUUUCACUUUUACUAACAAUAAUAAGGUCUCUCAGACAAGUAUCUCUUAUAAGACAGCAGAGAAAAGGAGCUAACAGGGACAGGAU